CUAUGCACGACUUGCCUACUGCAGCCUAUGGAGCUAUCGAUAUAGGUAGAUAACAUAGGUUACCAUCCAUGCCGUCUUGGCGUCGACGGCAGCGGGCGCUUCCCUUCUCCCCGAUUGGGCGCGGGGGAGUUUGAAAGCUGGCGUUGGUCGCUGAUCAUUUCAUUGAUCCAAAAGCAAGGUUUCGGAGGAUGGUGGUUCAGAUCAGGAUAGGCUUAUCGCAGCUGAACGCAUGCUGUUUAUUGCAGGUAAUUCAGCUUGUUGGUUAGUGAUUUGGCCUGUGAGAGGUUGUGUUUUAGUGGUAAGUGGUAAGUGGUAAGUGAGGGGUGCAUGUUCACAGCCCCAUUGAAAGAGGGGUAGGUGUAGUAUGCAGAUGUGAUGGAUGCACUCGACGCCUCGUCCAAUAUUGAUAGUGAUGGUGACCUAGGUACAUAUCACGCUACAUACGUUGCUCCUCCUUGGCUCAUGUCAUGUGCAUGAAGCUUCCUGCAAACUUGUAACAUCAUCCCCCUUCUAGCCCUCGUGGCCACGGGAAUAUAAACCUGCUUUCAAGCUAAAACAGAAACCUGGAAUUGCUUGAUUUAGCACUUGGAGUCGAUCAUCGCUUGGUCUGUGUGGAUGAAUGAGGACGAGGAUGUGAGGCGUGCAUGAAACAGAGAUAACGAAUAACGCAAUCAGGCUGGGGUUGGGAUUGGAAACAAUGCAGAGGAUAGGAUGACAGGGCGGUAAAUACCUGGCUCCUGCAGCUUCGAAUACUUGUUCCUGGGUUUUGAUGGGGGUGGUUGACUGGUUACUGGCAGGUUCUCAUCUGAAACUGCGGAUGGUGGUAAGUACCGGUCCGCCUCGCAUAGUCUUGUUUUGAUUGAUGGUGGGCGGUUGAUGUCCAGCUAGGCUCCAAACAACUGUGGCUGCAUGCCAUCCAGCCUUGUUUAGGUUGGCAUGUCUAUAUAAACCUCGAUGAAUGCUCGCGAGUGUAUCAAUUUUCCAACUUUAACUUUCAAAUUGAUUGAAGCGAAAAGUCAACAUCAUGGCAUCCAAAAUGGAACUCCCAUACAAACCAUGCAAGCAUAUCUGCCCCAUCAUCCCACCCAACCUCCUCCUCGACAUCCUCGAGAGCAACAACACCUCUCAAGAAACACGUGCCGCUGUCCAAAAAACUUACGAUCACUGCGGCAAGCUCCUCGCUAAACGCAAGACCCAUUGCCAUGGCGGUGCUGGAGCCAGACAAGGCCUAACUUCCAGUACCAGCGGAGACACUUCCACCGCCACUACCGCAUCCGCCGCAGCUCCCGACGCCGAAGACGGUCUCUUCAGGAAGAUCUACACGUCUCAGAAGACGGCCAAGCUGCGCAAGAAAUUACUGUACUCUGAAGGUGGGGAUUUAACGACUCUGGAGGCGGAUCAAAGUGCCAAGGAGGUGCUGGAGUAUUUCGGGAAGACGUUUGAGUUUUAUAAGGAAGUUUUUGAGAGGGAUGGGAUUGAUGAUGCGAAUUUGAAGAUGAUUGGGAGUUUGCAUUAUGACGAUGUUCCUGGGCCGCCGGGCAUGGAUAAUGCUUUUUGGGACGGCGACGAAAUGGCCUUCGGCGACGGCGACGGCGAAAUUUUCGGCAGCUUCACCAAGAACAUCGACGUAAUCGGGCACGAACUAACCCACGGCGUCGUCCAAUUCACCGCCAACCUCGAAUAUGAGAUCCAAUCCGGCGCGCUCAACGAAUCCAUGGCCGACGUCUUCGGCACCAUGAUCAAGCAGUACUUCCACCCAGACGGCAAACAGCUCGCCUCUGACGCGGACUGGCUCAUCGGCGAGGGCAUCUUCCUCCCUGCAAUCACCAACGCCAAGGCCCUCCGUAGCAUGAAGGCCCCUGGCACGGCGUAUAAUAAUCCUAAGGUCGGGAAGGAUAGACAGCCUGCUACGAUGGCGGGUUAUGUCAAGUCGCCGAAUACGGAUGCGGGGGAUUGGGGGGGAGUGCACAUCAAUUCGGGGAUUCCGAAUCAUGCUUUCUAUUUGGCGAGUGUGGCGCUUGGUGGGUAUUCGUGGGAGAAGGCGGGGAAGGUGUGGUAUGCGGCUUUGACGGAUAAGAAGCUGGUGGGGAUUGAUACCUCGACUGCGUUUAAGGUGCUUGCGGAUUUGACAGUCGGGUAUGCAAAGAGCUUGUUUGAUGAGGAGGUGGAGGGGAAGGUGAGGAAGGCGUGGGUUGAUGUGGGGGUUUUGGAGGCGGCUGAUGAGCCGAAGGAUGAGGUUUAGGUUGUUAUUGAGGAGGGAAUCAACUCCUAAUCUGUGUGACGAGCUGGGUGUUUGAACUUUUGUAGCGAACAGGUUGUGUCUUUGGUUGUAUUUGGUUCACGGUUGUCAUGAGUAACAAGAUCAGCAAUCACCGUCUCGCUUAAUCUUUGACUUUAUGGAAUGUAAACAUACCUUACGUGAGCAUAUCGUCAAAGACGGAACGCCGCCCAACUCCGAACCGUUGAGAAAAGUGUGGAAGUUGAGUAGGGGAGUGUUGUGGAGAGUAAUUAGGGUGUGGAUCAAGGCUGUAUAACUCGUAAGUCAAAGUCUAGAAAGGGCUUGCGGGAGAUGGGGAUCUGCUGAGGAUCGAAAAUUGGUAGACUUGCAGCGAAAAUGUGCUGGAGGAGUUGCUGUUUAUGCUAGAUCAAGUUGGGAUAUAUGGAUUCCGGUCUGGCUCUUAGGAUGUUGAGAGGUUCUGGAGUCCGUCCUGCAAAUCUGGAAAUUUUGAGAGCAUCUUGGAAAGGCAUGGAUUCGUAAUUGUAUGUAUUGGACUUUUGUUGACAAAGUAAACUC
Molecule: messenger RNA, 2794 nt
Organism: Cadophora gregata
Lineage: Eukaryota; Fungi; Ascomycota; Leotiomycetes; Helotiales; Ploettnerulaceae
Product: Translation initiation factor 3 subunit b
Exons: 3
Coding region: 1025-2242 (405 amino acids)
Biological process (GO): proteolysis
Molecular function (GO): metalloendopeptidase activity
Source: RefSeq, a predicted model, not a curated record